CCAACAACAGAGUAAACAAACCAAUGAACAUUUCAAAACAUUAUUGACAUAAUUGAGAAUUGCGAAAUAAAGGGAUUACCCAUUUAUUCAUAUCAUAGUAAAUACUAAAUGGACAUUAUUGAGAUACUUUGCAAUUGUGAAAUAAAUCAUUUGCUGAAAAUUUAGUUUAACCGUAACACAUUAAACACAACAUAAUCAAACAUCAAAAUGACAACAGAAGAGGAUGCUUGUAAAGCUGCCAUUGACAGAUACAAGGUUGUUGCAGGCCUCUUUGGGCUACUGUCAGUUGGCUUGCUUAUAAUUGGCUUUAUUUCGGCCAUAAAGUACCCAGACAAUGGGUUUGGCCUUCCUUACUUCAUUGGCGGAUUCACUGGGGGAUUUCUGGGUCUCCUACAAGCUCUGAUGUGCACGUAUAUUGUUGUAAAAGGACCUAGUAGUCAGGAAAACGAGAUUAAGAAGAGAGAAUUUGUUUGCGUGAUGACUGUUCAGUAUAUUGUGUCCGCAUUCCAUUUUGCGGGUUGCUUUGUUGGCUUCAUCAUGGCUGGAAUUGGGGGUUUUGCCAUUUCAACAUCAAUUUUCGAAAAGGAGAUUCCAUAUCAAGGUACGAUAAAAGUACUGGCUGCAGCAAUAAUAGUCGGCUGUAUACUGGAGCUAGCUGUAAGCAUUUACGGAUAUUGUAUCAUCUGCACGUAUGGUGUUCAAAUGAACCGUAAUCGAGGUGCUGUGAUCAUGAUUCACCAGCCCAACGGCGCAGGAACUGCUACUGUGAUAACAAACACAGGUGGUGGUUUUGGAUUAAACGAUCCCUAUAUGUUCACUACCGGGGGAGGUUUCAACAAUCCAGGAACAACAAAUGCCAAUGUUCAAGCCCUGCAAGAAGAAAACAGACUACUACAAGAGCAACUUCGCCUUCAACGGGAACUGAAUCAACAACGAAACCAGCCUUUUGGUUUCCAAGGUCAACUGCCACCACCACCUUCAUAUGGAUUUUAUGGUUCCUCGAAUACUCCAUCUACCCCUCCCCCAAGAUAUGACAAGGCUUUCUAACAUUUCAUUGAAAUCAGUUGUGUUGAAAACACGUUAAACCUAUGUAACGGCUAGAAUUUACAUGUCUGCAAGACUUUGUUACUGUUGUAAUAUUAUUUCUACUGGUAAUAUUAUAAUUUAUAUAGAUGAUAUUGGUUGGUAGUAUUUGUUUAAUGCAUAAGUGAUCAUCUAAAUUUAUGUAAUCAUUCUUGAAAAGGAACAUAUUAUCUAUCGAAUAAAACACAGCAACAAUUG
Dreissena polymorpha is the source of this 1281-nucleotide messenger RNA. RefSeq lists its product as uncharacterized. The transcript has 4 exons. The record is from RefSeq and is a predicted model, not a curated record. Bases 208 to 1047 code for a protein of 279 amino acids. Lineage: Eukaryota; Metazoa; Mollusca; Bivalvia; Myida; Dreissenidae.